CAGCGUUUAUAUUGAGUGCCAUAAAACUGAAGAUAGGAGAGAUUGUUCGUCUACAUUGCCAAGAAGAGGAAUAUCAUAGUCCUCAAAAAAUCAGAACAUUGUACGCGCAGGCGCUUUACGACGUUAUAAAUGCCAAGCUCAGUAUAUCAACGCCAAUGAACAUGAACCAAAUCGAGAACGAGACAUACAAGCAUGCUGGUCAAUCAUUUUCACCGUCGGUCAUGCUUCCUACU
Molecule: messenger RNA, 233 nt
Organism: Paraglomus occultum
Lineage: Eukaryota; Fungi; Glomeromycota; Glomeromycetes; Paraglomerales; Paraglomeraceae
Source: the annotation of a GenBank genome assembly